CAGACCAACGUGGGUGAACUGAGCUCAGAAGUAUUUGCAAGAAAACAUACUGUCAUAAUCAUCCUACAUGUGACGAAGUUGCUGUCUUUAUCUUUUGUUGUUAGGUGUAAGUGUAUUUUGGAAGGUGGGACACCUGGUACAGUGUUAAGGGCUCAACAUAACCAGUGUGGUGGACAGUAGACUACCGGCACAGUAGACUGCCAUUCACCUUCCACAAUGAAGAGGUCCCAUGAUGGCAAGAACAAAACAUCUAAGCACCCAACGGCUGUGCUAGCUGACAAAUAUUAUGAGGAUAUUCACUUGGAGAAAGUGCUAGUUUGUGAUAUAAAAAACAAAAAAGACACCACAACACUUAUUAGGGAGUUGACAUCAGAAUUCCCCUUGCCCUCUUUACAACAUUUGAAAAGGGUCAGAAAGGCAAAGACACAAGAGGGGUCAAAACUGCAGAUUAUUCUUUGUUGCUAUGACGAUAGCUGCUGUGAUUCUGGAGGAAAAAUUUUAUCUCUUUCUGAAAUUUGUCAGUCAAGAGACAUAAGUGUGGAUAGCUUAGGUGAACCUAGCAUUACUCAAGUCCCCAAAUAUCAGCCACUGAUAAGGAAACAGUAUGAAACGGCAGUGUUACACUGGCCUACAGCUUUUCAUGAAGACAAGAAAAUAGCCAAAAUUCUAAGUGACCAAUUGUUUUCACAUUCAGAAGUUGACUUAAUCCAAAAGUUCAUGAAAGAAGCCUUGAAAAUGUCACAAAUGGGAGAGCAGAUGGGGAAUGAAAAAGUUGGUGCCAUUGUUGUUGAUCCAUCAACCAAUGAGAUUAUUGCAAAGUCACAUGACAUUAGAUCCCAGCAUCCUUUGCAGCAUGCAGUGAUGGUAUGCAUUGACUUGGUUGGUAAGGCUCAAGGUGGGGGUGCUUGGAAAUAUGACAGCAGCCCUGCCUUGUUUGCAAUAUCUUCAAGUAAACUUGGAAAUGGGACCAAAACAAUCGAGGAGAUGAAAGAUAAGGUAACUGAAGACAAGGCAAAGACUAGACCAGAUGAAGGAGACACAAAAAUUAGUACGAGUUCAAAAGAGAAGAAAAGUCAAAAUGAAGAAAAGAAACCUGUUUUACAUCUUGAUAAUGACGUAAAAAAUGAAGCAGACAUACAAAAUACAUCUGAAGAUGAAAUAACCAGAAGGCAAGAAAAGGUUGUUACAUUCAUUAAAAAUGACACAGAAACUAAAGACAAGGCCACAGAAAAUAAAGAAAAGACUGCACCAUAUUUAUGCACAGGUUAUGAUUUGUAUGUUACAAGAGAGCCAUGUGUUAUGUGUUCUAUGGCACUGGUCCAUUCAAGAAUUAGUAGAGUGUUUUAUAAUACUGCAUCAGAAUCUGGAGCUCUGGGAACCAAGUACAAGAUUCAUGUUCAGAAAGGUUUAAAUCAUCAUUUUGAAGUUUAUAAAGAUAUAUUACCCAUUGAUCUUUAAAGUACGAUAUUAAUUUUAUUAUUAUUUAUGUG
This is a messenger RNA of Lingula anatina, 1490 nucleotides long. RefSeq names its product tRNA-specific adenosine-34 deaminase regulatory subunit adat3-like. Gene Ontology annotation, biological process: tRNA wobble adenosine to inosine editing. Gene Ontology annotation, cellular component: nucleus; cytoplasm. NCBI's taxonomy places the organism in Eukaryota, Metazoa, Brachiopoda, Lingulata, Lingulida, Lingulidae. The record is from RefSeq and is a predicted model, not a curated record. Gene Ontology annotation, molecular function: tRNA-specific adenosine-34 deaminase activity.